This is a messenger RNA of Linum tenue, 2087 nucleotides long. The record is from the annotation of a GenBank genome assembly. NCBI's taxonomy places the organism in Eukaryota, Viridiplantae, Streptophyta, Magnoliopsida, Malpighiales, Linaceae.
GAGGACGGAAUCUGACGACGAAAACCAGAACACUAUUGCACGUAAUUCCGAUUCUGUAUCUUAAAAAGGACAAAAAUUUAUAAAAAGAUACCGAAAAGGAAACUAACCCACAUAUACCCCUGAAUUCACGUCGUGCUGCAGCCUGCAAAGCAGCAGCUGAUUAGAUUUAGAAGAACGAGCGGAAGGAAAAAGGAGACUCAGCAGCAAGGGGACAAAAGCCAACCGAGAGACAGAACCAAGGGGGCACUAAGCGGUGAAUGAAAAGAUUAUUUCUUUGGAUUGAAAAGGGUUUCAGAGGAGAAAGAUAGGUGAGAAAGACCGAGGAGAGAGCGUGACAGAAGAGAGGGAUAGGUGAAGAGUGAAGGGCUGAGAUGAGUUCGAAGAAGGCGGAAAGCGCUUCAUCAGGUGCAGCUCCAGCAAUUCGGCGCGACCCGUAUGAGGUUUUAUCUGUUUCAAGGGAUUCUACCGAUCAAGAAAUCAAAACCGCGUACAGGAAACUUGCUCUGAAGUAUCAUCCGGACAAGAAUGCCAACAAUCCGGAAGCUUCAGAACUUUUCAAGGAGGUUGCGUAUUCCUACAGUAUCUUAUCUGACCCAGAGAAGAGAAGACAGUAUGACAGUGCAGGAUUUGAGGCUCUAGAUGCAGAAAGUAUGGACAUGGAAAUUGAUUUGUCAAACCUUGGAACAGUCAAUACAGUGUUUGCUGCAUUAUUCAGCAAGCUUGGCGUUCCUAUUAAAACAACAAUUUCUGCUAAUGUACUCGAAGAAGCUCUGAAUGGGACUGUUACAAUCAGACCCCUUCCAAUGGGCACAUCAGUCAGCGGAAAGGUAGAAAAACAAUGUGCACACUUCUUCGGUGUAACCAUAAGCGAGCAACAAGCUGAAUCAGGGAUUGUUGUGAGGGUUUCUUCAAGUGCACAGAGCAAAUUUAAGUUGCUUUAUUUUGAACAAGACGUGAAUGGUGGCUAUGGUUUAGCGCUACAGUAUUAUAUCUUUUUGCUUCUGCAGGAAGAUAGUGAGAAAACAGGCAAGGUGACAUCUGCUGGCAUGUAUUUCUUGCAUUUUCAAGUUUACAGAAUGGAUUCAACAGUGAAUGCGUUAGCAAUUGCUAAGGAUCCCGAUGCCGCAUUUUUUAAGAGGUUGGAAGGUCUACAACCUUGUGAGGUUUCGGAACUCAAAGCUGGCACUCAUAUAUUUGCUGUUUACGGAGACAAUUUUUUCAAGACGGCUACAUAUACAAUUGAAGCACUUUGUGCAAAAUCAUAUGAAGAUACAACAGAAAGGCUCAAGGAAAUAGAGACCCAGAUUUUAAGAAAAAGAAAUGAUCUACGUCAGUUUGAGACUGAAUAUAGGAAGGCCUUGGCACGGUUUCAGGAAGUAACCAACAAAUACACUCAAGAAAAGCAAGCUGUCGAUGAGCUGCUAAAACAGAGAGAUACCAUUCACUCGUCAUUUACAGUCAACAGAUCGGUUAGUAAUAUUAGCAACGGAAGCUCGAGCAGAGUUGUUGGCGACGAUAUGAGAUGUGAGAGCCCAGGGCAUGGGGAAGAAGGUGGUUCCGACGGUAAAGAUAAAGCAUCUAAAAAGAAAUGGUUCAACUUGAACCUGAAAUCUGAUAAGAAGUUGUGAGAGGGAAAAAAGAGUCAGCCAUAUCAGGUUUGUUUUGGUGUUGAACUUAAAAGAGGCUUGAAUGAAUGGCCGCCAUGUUUGGGGUCGUAAGCUUUGGCCCCUCUGGUUCCCACCAAGUAAAAGGCUCAUGCCUCAUGCCUCAUUUGUUUAGUUCAAAACUUCCCCCCUUUCCCUUUUUUUUACCUUCCAUUGUCUUCCUUUUUGAAAAGGUGGUGUAUAAUUGGAUUUCAUAAUUGUGUUUGCGAGGGUAAGUUUCACUGUUAGAAAGGCAAUUUGUAUGUAUUAUGAUUCCAAUUUGUUUAUUUUUAAUCUUCUAUUUUGACAUUUUGAAGUGGGCUUAUAGCCUUCUGGUCUCUGUUGUAAACAAAUUUGUAGAUCAAUUCCCUUUUAGUUGAUUGCAUAAACCCUCAGGUGCUUUUGUUUCUAUUCCCCUUCAAAGGUUUGAGUUUGUGCUGCAUA